GAAAGAAUGAAUAAGAUCCAUGUUUCAUGUACAGCGCCGACAAUAACUCAUCCUAUUUCUAACUCAAAAAUAAUGAAGGGACCAGAAUACUUCUUACCUACUUUCCUUUUAUUCACCUUAAUUAAUACUCACAAGAACUAACUAAACUCCCUCACUUUCCUAAUCAAAAACAUUAAUCUACUUCUUGUCUUUGACAAAAUUCUAGUUCUUGUUUUUUUAUUUAUUGAUGUUUGUUUGUUUGUUUAUGUAUGUAUGAUGAGUGUGUUUGUGAUUGAAUUAUCAUGAUGAGAAGGAUACAUGGUGGAAGGAAUGGAGGAAUUGCCAGGGGCCUUAGGAACCAGUUCUAGUUUUGCUCUGAGAUUGGGACAAACCGUUUUUUCAUCUGCCUCCCUUUGUUACAUGUGUUUGGGUGUUGAUUUCUAUGGUUAUUCUGCUUUCUGCUUUUUGGUAAUGGUGAUGGGUUUGGUAAUUUCGUGGAGCACAACAUUAUUGAUGGUAGAUGCGUAUUCGAUCUUUAUAAAAAAAGUACCGAAGCAACCAAGAUUCAUUUUUACGAUCACAGUGGGCGACAUGGUUUUGUCAUAUCUGUUAUUAGCUGCAGCAUGUUCAACUGCUAGUGUGACAGAUUUGUUGAAGAGUGCUGAUAAAUCGUAUUGUCCAGAAAAUUUAUGUAGUAGAUACCAAAUAUCUGCUGUUAUGGCCAUCUUGUCUUGGUUCCUUUCAUCAGCUUCUUGUCUAAUUAACUUUUGGAUUUUUCCAUCUCUGUGAAAUUUGUUUCUUUCUUUCUUACUUUUGAUUUGUAUAGGAAUGAUAAGAGUUCAAAUGGCGAAGUCAUUUGUUGUUCUGAUAUUUUUUGUUUCCAUUAGAAUAAAGUUAUUAUAUUA
This is a messenger RNA of Vicia villosa (hairy vetch), 884 nucleotides long. RefSeq names its product CASP-like protein 5C2. Gene Ontology annotation, cellular component: membrane. The coding region runs from base 298 to 768 and encodes 156 amino acids. NCBI's taxonomy places the organism in Eukaryota, Viridiplantae, Streptophyta, Magnoliopsida, Fabales, Fabaceae. The transcript has 3 exons. The record is from RefSeq and is a predicted model, not a curated record.